CCCAGAGAAACCGCAUACCGCACCGCCACCGCUCCCAAUCUCGAUCGAAACGCGAGGGUUUCGCAUCUCUCGCCGCCUAGCUUAGGAGGAGGGGGAGGAGGAUCCGCGCCCGCUAGCCAUGCCGAAGAACAAGGGUAAGGGAGGGAAGAACCGCAAGAGGGGGAAGAACGAGGCGGACGACGACAAGCGCGAGCUGGUGUUCAAGGAGGACGGGCAGGAGUACGCGCAGGUGACGCGGAUGCUCGGCAACGGCCGCUGCGAGGCCAUCUGCGUCGACGGCACCAAGCGCCUCUGCCACAUCCGCGGCAAGAUGCACAAGAAGGUCUGGAUCGCCGCCGGGGACAUCAUCCUCGUCGGCCUCCGCGACUACCAGGACGACAAGGCCGACGUCAUCCUCAAGUACAUGAACGACGAGGCCCGCCUCCUCAAGGCCUAUGGCGAGCUCCCCGACACGCUCAGGCUCAACGAGGGCGUCGACGUCGACGGGCCCGAGGACGGCGGCGACCACGACGACUACAUCCAGUUCGAGGACGAGGAUAUCGACAAGAUCUAAGCUUUUUAUUUUUUUCUCCGCAUCUACUAUUAUGUUCUACUUAAUAGUUAUGUGGUACUAUGUGGGCUGGCUGUUAUGGAUUGCUGGUUGCCGCUUUCAUUAUGGUUAUGGUUUGAGGUGGUUAAAUAAUUGUUGGAUUUCGUAAUUAUUCCAGUACACAUGCAUACAUGCUGCUGCUGCUGAUGGUUGUGCUAUA
This is a messenger RNA of Oryza brachyantha (malo sina), 749 nucleotides long. Its product is annotated as eukaryotic translation initiation factor 1A. Bases 119 to 553 code for a protein of 144 amino acids. Gene Ontology annotation, molecular function: translation initiation factor activity; RNA binding. Lineage: Eukaryota; Viridiplantae; Streptophyta; Magnoliopsida; Poales; Poaceae. Gene Ontology annotation, cellular component: cytoplasm. Gene Ontology annotation, biological process: translational initiation. The record is from RefSeq and is a predicted model, not a curated record. The transcript has a single exon.